Messenger RNA from Amoebophrya sp. A120, 4311 nucleotides. Lineage: Eukaryota; Dinophyceae; Syndiniales; Amoebophryaceae. The record is from the annotation of a GenBank genome assembly.
CAGCUAAAGUGCAUAAUUACUGUGUAUGAUCUGCUUCGUGCGGUUUCUUGAUGUAGUUCACAUUGUAGUUUUGAUAUCCACCAGUUCCGCCAGAAGUGAGUCAUCUUCUUGUAGCGGAGGAGCAUUAGUGUAUUGCAGACUGCUUCUUCUUCUUGCAAUACGAAUACAGUCUUCGUUGCAGCUGCUGUAGCUUUUGGUUUUCCGGUGCGAGGAGUAUCAGCAUUUCCCCGACCAUGAAAAAGCUCAUCUCCAAGUUCACUUCCCCGUCGGGGAAGUCGCCGUCCGCGGUGCAUCCGUCUCCCAGCAUGGGUGUCAUUCCUUCGUCCACUUCCACCAACGCCUUUGGAGAUCGGAACUCCCCGAUGAACCCAGGUCACAACAAGCGUGGCAGUUCCGCGAGUUGCAGUGCUUCGCCUGUGAUGGAGCGGAGUGCGUCCUACGCCGGCGCCGGCACAGCAAGCAGUUCCACCAACGCAGCACACCAUGACCACAAAGAAGGAACUUCUGCUCAACACCCGCAGCCCCUGCCUUCCCAGCACAUCAACUCGACAUCGAAACGGCCACAGGCGCUGUCCUCCUCCUCCAAGCGGAGCUCCGCAGUUGGGACGGGAAAUUCCCGACGGCAGUCCAUUGCGGAAACGCAGCAGAUGCUCCGGAACAUAAUCCCGCCGCAGGGGAACAGCACCUUUCCCUCGUCGCAACAACACGCCGGCACGGGCUCAAUCAACAACAAUCUGCUGCUGUCGGCGAAUUCGCCGAACCAGUCGAAGAAAGUGGGCGGAAAAAUCGAAAACCCGUGCCCGAGCCCCUCCAUGAGCAUGGUGUUGCAAAAUGGAGGCGCGCUGCCCGGGAACCCAGGGAACAAUGCGAUGAACGGUGCGGCGGGUGGUGGAAAUAGUUCUAAUCGGAUGAUGAACGUCGCGCCAGCGAACAGCGUCAGAAACUCCAUGAACGCAGGAAACAACAACUCCCAGCAACUAGGAGCGGGCACAACUACAGGUUCAAAACCGAUGCGGCAGCUAUCCCACGGGGAAAUCCACACUGCGUCGAACAAAUUGGGGGAUGCAAUGAAACAGAACGGCGUCGGAUCGAUUUCUACUUCGAGAUCAGCCGGGCAAUUUCAGCGCAUGUCGGAAUCCACGAUGCAGAAUCUCACGCCGGAUAAGAUCGUCAGUCCGCAGAGAGACGAAGGCGGCGGAGAUGGACCGAGCAAAACUUUUGCUUCGGAUGGGGGCGACGUGGUGUUCAACAUAAACAUCGUGGCGCCAAGGUACUUCAUUAAUUUGAAAAAAUGCAACAUGCUUUUUGGUGUUUUUUUGCAUUUGCUGCUUUCGACAUACAAGAACGCCUGAAACAGAACAAGAAACACUCUGAUGCAACAAGGCGCACAUCAAAUCAAGCGAACACAAAACCAGAUCCGGUGCCUCCCGGAGUAGUAGCUCGGGCAUGCUGCGAUCCUCCUCAGAAUCGGACGACGACGACGAGGACGAUGACGACCGAAAAUUUCAGAUUGAAGACGAGAAACGCCGGUCCAUCACCGGAGUGGGCAAGCGGUCGUCGAUGAAUCUGAAUGCGAAGGAGACGACCGACCUACAGACGAAAAUCAAGACGCAGACGCUGAAGAUCCAGGAAUUAGAAGCGACGAGCAGGAGGGAUUCCUUUCGAGCGGACAGUGCGGAAGCAGAAGUGGAAAGAUUGCAGAUGGAGGAGAAAAGUAUAUUGGCGUUGCAUUUUUUAUCCGAGAUUGUUUUCUGUCGUGCCAAGUCUGAGGAUCUGCACAGAAAAGGUUGAAAAUGAAAAAAAAAAAAUGUACUUGCAGCAGCAGCCUGAGCUUGACCUCACGGGUCAGAUUUUUCUUGUCGCGCAUGCAAAAGCAAAACGUAAAACAGUGCGCAAGAUCCAGAUCCAGAAGCUGGAAGAGGAAUUGAGACGACAGAAACUGGGGGAAAACCCGUACUCAACCACCUCCUCCAGUGACUCGGAUGACGACGAUGAUUACUCGGACGAAGAGAACAACCAAGGGGGCUUUACGAUUGUGCGCACCAACACGGAGGGGAGAGACCAGACGUCCGAAGUGAUAACCAGGUAACUUCUUUGUUUUAUGUAGCUUUGACGACGUCGUAAGACUAAGACUACGAUGAUGAGAUGAUGACACGACAGUCGUGUCGUCAUCUCAUCAGUUGUGCCACCAUCUGCCUUGUUGUUUAGUCAUAGUCAUUUUUAUUUACGAACCAAAUUUCCAGGCUCGACCCCACCCGCAGCGUCGACUUGAAAAACAAGGACGGAUCCUGCCGCGCCUCCUCCAGUUCGCAAGCACAGAAACAGAACAAACGGGACAAAAAACGGAACAAAAACAAACCCGGAGGAGGCGUUGGAGGAGCGUCCUCCUCUGCCAAUAAUCCCAAUGCAGUAGCAGGUGCUAGUGCCGCUAGCGGCGGUGCAGCAGCGUCUGACGCACGGGUGAAGAAAUUAGAACGGGAAAUCGCUUUGGUGCGCAAGCAGGGGGUAGAGAAGGACCACGAGGUCAUCAGAUUGAAAUCUGAGGUCGAAGUGUUAAAGAACAAGUGCAAAGCGACGACCCAAACGCGAGUCCAGAUCGAGAAAAUGCGGAACGAAAUGACCGAGCAGCAGAAGAAAAACGAGCAGAGUGAGCAGAAGCUCAAGCAGCAAAUCCAGCAUUGGCAAAACCAAGUGGCGAAAUUUCGGAAGUUGAAUACAGUAGUGGAGAACGUCCGUGCGGAGUUGAGUGGCAGCGGGAACGGCGGAAUUCCCGGGGGAGCAACUGGGCCUGGCGGCAGCGAGGACGGCUGUUUGAGUACAAUUUUUUGUUGCCAAUUUUUUCGUGUUGUUCUAGAGCUUAAAUUCUUUUCGGUCGUCUGUUGAUGUUGGUUUCUCCUAUUUUCUCUGUUCUGGUCUUGCCACGGUUUCUCGUUUCAUGCCAUACUGGAUCUCCGUCAACAAAUAUUCGAAGGAGUGAAAACUAGUACUAGGAAAUCACGUAGUAGUACACCAUGGCUGCACUACGAUUACGAUUUGUACUUCAUGAUCCAUGCGUUAUUGUACAAACUACAACCACGACAUCAGCCCUCGCUUGCCAGAACCUGGUUAGCCACCAGCAAGGCGACGAAACGACUACGAACGCACUGUCCUUCGAAAUCGCGCGCGACAUGAAGGUGUGCGACUACCUGCGCCAAGAGCUCCUGUCCGGGGAGCUCGCCACGCGGCGGUCCAUCGUUUCCCAGAUGCCGUCGGCUUGUCAGAGCCGGAUCAUGUCUCGCCAGGGCUCGCUCUCCAAGUUAAACAAAAGCGGCGCCGCGACCAAGAAUAACGGAAGCAAGCUGGGCAGUCGGCUGGGUAGCAGAACGAACAGUAACGACCAGCUUGGCUCUGGCGGCGCUGCAGGUAGUUCUGGGACUACUGCGGGUGGAGCAGGUGGAACAACGAACACUAGUAGUGCCGGCAAUGCUGGAGCAGCACCAGCGGGUGCCGUAGCAAGUGCAGCUGGUGGUGGAGAACAAAAUCACAAUCAGCAGUCCAGUGCGAGUGCUCCUGCCGCAGCUAGUACAACGACUGCAGUGUCGGCAACUUCGAAGCCAGCGGGCGGGAGUACUAGUGCGACAGCUCCCGCGAAUGUCAAAAUUACAGCGCCGCAGUCUACUGCAUCCAAGUAGACGAAAUGAGAUCGCGGCCGUCGACAACAUGACCGACUAGUGAUAGAUAGUGUUGUACCAAGAAAUAGGAGCAAUAAUUCUUUCAACAGACUGGUGACGAGAAGCUGCUUUUUAGUUUUUAUCCAGUGGUUGAUCAACAACUCACGUUUGGAAGCUUCUCCUUUUUAUGUUUCGGUUGAUGUAUGAUAGAGAUUGCGUUUCAUCGCUGCAUUUCAUUGUUCAGUAUCGAGAAGAAAUACUGAUGGCUAAAAGUAAAAAUUCAUACAGUGUCAUGAAGUAAUACGUGAGGCUGCGGCCGCGAAAGACAAAAGAGAAAGACGCCUCGACUUUGGUGUCAUUGACGUGCUGCAUCAUGAAAUCCUUUUACUUAAUUUCGAAGUGAGAGAAGCGAAGUUCUUGUGUAAAGACAUGGACAACUACACCAUAAGUGCCCGGAGGUGAUGACGAAAACACACUUCACAUUGUAGCAGGUAUGGAUUCGGACGAGUUUUAGAGUUUCAGUUUCACUUUUACAUGAACGACAAAGACACCUCCUUUGCGCUAAAAGCAUGUGGUGCGAGAUGAAGGAGGAUAGAGCAAAACAUUCACGCAAAAAUGGCUCUAUAAUCAAUGAAGAUUCACUUGUUGGUUUUCGAGAACA